AUAUUUUUCAACAAUCUGUAAUUUAUACCUAUACGUACAAGUACAUGAUAUCUCAAUAAAUAUAUCUAAAACGUUAAAAAACAUGAAAAUUAUAAAUUUUAUUUUAUUUUUAUAAGCAAUAUUAACCGAUCAUAGGGUUUAUUUGAGGUGUUAAGGACACUAAAAAGAGAAACAAAAAGAAUAUUUGGCGUCAGUAUAAUCACUAAGGUGGUACUACCUUAAUGUCAAAUUUUGAUAUUUAUUACAGUUUCAUAGGUUGAUUUGAUUUCCUUAUCUUGUAUUGAUGGUUAGUCAUUUCCUGUAUAGAACAAUUGAAGAAUGUUGGAAUGAAUAAUGUUGAACAGUGUAACAAAACACGUUUUACACUGUUGUUUAUUAUUUAUUGUUAUAAUUAUAUUUGAAUUGAUUACUGGAGGACUUAGCUGGAAUAAUAAUAAAGAAGAAACGUUUGAUCCAUGGAUUCAGUAUGGAUUUCUGGGUGCACUUGUGUUGUACUUCCUGCGAACACUUACAUUUCUUUCAUUUCCUCAAGUUUUAUUUAACUUUGUAGGACUGAUAAUAUACAAUGCAUUCCCAGAUAAAGUAGUUUUGCAAGGCUCACCAUUACUUGCACCAUUUGUUUGUAUUAGAAUAGUAACACGUGGAGAUUAUCCACUAUUAGUGAAGGCAAAUGUAAAGAGAAAUUUGAAUAAGUGUAUAGAAACUGGUUUAGAAAACUUUCAAAUUGAAGUAGUUAGUGAUAAGCCAAUUGGAUUAACUCUUCACAGAAGAAUUAGAGAAGUUGUUGUACCACCAAACUAUCGUACAAGUAGUGGCGCUUUGUUUAAAGCCCGUGCGUUACAAUAUUGCUUAGAACAUUCAGUCAAUGAACUAGCAGAUAAUGACUGGAUUGUACACCUUGAUGAAGAGACUUUAUUAACCGAAAAUUCUGUUCGUGGAAUACUGAAUUUUGUAUUGGAUGGGAAACAUCAAUUUGGUCAAGGGUUAAUAACAUAUGCAAAUGAAGAUGUUGUUAACUGGAUUACUACCUUAGCAGACAGUUUUAGAGUAGCAGAUGAUAUGGGAAAAUUAAGGUUACAAUUUACAAUGUUUCACAAACCUUUCUUUAGUAUGAAAGGUUCUUAUGUUGUUACACAAAUGGGUGCGGAAAGACAAGUUUCCUUUAACAAUGGACUAGAUGGAUCCGUUGCAGAAGAUUGUUUUUUUGCAAUGAAAGCGUUUACUCAAGGAUACACAUUUAAUUUUGUAGAUGGUGAAAUGUGGGAAAAAUCACCAUUUACAUUAUGGGAUUUUGUACAACAAAGAAAAAGAUGGUUACAAGGUAUAUUACUUGUCGUACAUUCCAAAGCUAUUCCAUUAAGUAAGAAGCUGCUUUUAGGCAUAUCUUGUUACUCGUGGGUAACAAUGCCACUUUCUACUUCGAAUAUUGUAUUAGCUGGAAUUUAUCCCAUUACUUGCCCACCACUUAUAGAUUUUCUUUGCGCUUUCAUUGGCGCAGUAAAUAUUUAUAUGUAUGUUUUUGGCGUAGUCAAAUCGUUCUCUUUAUACCGAUUUGGUAUUGCCCGAUUUAUACUAUGUAUAUGUGGGGCAUUAUCAACAAUUCCUUUUAAUUUGAUCAUUGAAAAUAUUGCUGUUAUAUGGGGUUUGUUUGGAAAGAAACAUAAAUUUUAUGUUGUUAAUAAAGAAUAUAAACCACCAAUAACAGUGUAAAAAGAUAUCAAAAGAUUCAUUUCAACUAGCAACAUAUGCUUACAAAAGUGUUCAUAUGCACUUUUAGUACUUGUAAGCGAAAUAUCGUUAUAAACAAAAAUAUCAUUAUCAU
Molecule: messenger RNA, 1822 nt
Organism: Frieseomelitta varia
Lineage: Eukaryota; Metazoa; Arthropoda; Insecta; Hymenoptera; Apidae
Gene: egh
Product: beta-1,4-mannosyltransferase egh
Exons: 3
Coding region: 334-1710 (458 amino acids)
Cellular component (GO): cytoplasm
Molecular function (GO): beta-1,4-mannosyltransferase activity
Source: RefSeq, a predicted model, not a curated record